Cooperia oncophora is the source of this 939-nucleotide messenger RNA. The record is from the annotation of a GenBank genome assembly. Lineage: Eukaryota; Metazoa; Nematoda; Chromadorea; Rhabditida; Trichostrongylidae.
AUGGACGCCAUCACAAUUACAACAGUUCUCUUUCACGCUAUCUUCGAUACAGUUGGAAUCCUGCUCAACUUAAUACUAUUAUAUCUGGUGCUCUUCCGGACUCAAAGUCGUUUUGGAGUAUACGCCAUAUUGAUAGGAAACGCCGCAAUCACAGAUUUCAUAGCAUGCUUCACAUCAUUGCUUGUUCAACAACGGGUUAUUCCUAUAGGAACGAGUUUGAUAUACAUUUCACAUGGACCUUGUUGCGUGAUAGGACCAGAAUUCUGCUUCAUAACAUACUGUGUAAUGGUCGCUACAUAUACGCACUCGCUAUACUCCUUGCUUUUCUCAUUUUACUUUAGAUAUUAUGUAUUGAAAUACCAACAGCCAUCGGCUCGUGCCGCUCAAAGUUGUUUUUGCCUCCUUCUCGAUAUUAUCAUUCAUCAAUUUAUCAAUGGAGUUUUGGCGAAUCAACCUGAAUCAGAGGUGGUUGUGGUCCUGAUGCAAGAGCUGCCGCAAUACAAUAUCGUCAAUGCCACCAUAUCUGGCCAUACGAACGUGUUUGAAUGGAAAACAUUGAUUGCAAUACUACUUAUGGUCCUGCCCAUUAUGCCUGUAGCUGCCGGUGUUUUAUUACUCAGAAGACGAAUAAUCGCCAUGCUUGCGAUGCUUACCAUGUCGGAAAAUACGAAAUCUAUGCACAAACAACUGCUUGAGGCGCUGACCUAUCAGGCGUUGCUGCCUAGUCUACUUGUCAUCGCGCUUAUUUCGUACCUAUGUGGACAACUGGGAUUUUAUCAUCAUCCGCUCGUGGAAUCGAUCACAUUCUUCAGCACUAGUGUAUUUCCUGUAUUUAGCCCUUUGAUGAGCUUGUAUUUCAUCGUACCGUACAGAAAGACCGUCCUGAAUGUUUUUGUGCGAGCUAGGAAAAGGGUAUCGCAAACCGCUGAAGGGGAAUGA